This is a messenger RNA of Sarcophilus harrisii (Tasmanian devil), 3767 nucleotides long. It is a transcript of the gene NFKBIA, whose product is annotated as NFKB inhibitor alpha. The record is from RefSeq and is a predicted model, not a curated record. NCBI's taxonomy places the organism in Eukaryota, Metazoa, Chordata, Mammalia, Dasyuromorphia, Dasyuridae. Gene Ontology annotation, molecular function: protein binding.
GGUCAGCGGCGCCACGAGCUCUACUUCAGUUGUCCGACUGGCGGUUAGGCUGUUCCUGUGCUGCGAGAAGAGCGACCCGAGGAGCCGCCCCUUGUCCCUGCUUGGGUCCCUCCCUGCGCCCGCUGGCUGCUUGGAGCCUUGUUAAGAGACGAAGCCAGUAGGUUUUGAGCAGCGCCAUGUUUCACGUUUUGAGGCAGUCUCAGGAGGAGAGCCCCCAGGAGCACGGCAUGGAAGGCCGGGACGGGCUCAAAAAGGAGCGGCUUUUAGAUGAUCGCCACGAUAGCGGCCUGGACUCGAUGAAAGAUGAGGAAUACGAGCUGAUGGUGAAAGAGCUGAAGGAGAUCAGGAUUCAGCCUCAGGAGGCGCAUGCCGGGCCGCCCCAGGAGUCUUGGAAACUACAGAUCACCGAGGACGGAGACACGUUUCUCCACUUGGCCAUCAUUCACGAAGAGAAGACGUUGAGUUUGGAAAUCAUCCGACAAGUGGGAGGGGAUUUGGCUUUCCUCAACUCUCAGAACAAUCUGCAACAGACUCCUCUUCACUUGGCAGUGAUCACCAAACAGCCAGAGAUUGCUGAGGCACUCCUAAAAGCUGGCUGUGACCCAGAGCUCAGGGACUUUCAAGGGAAUACACCUCUGCACCUUGCUUGUGAGCAGGGCUGCCUGGCUGGUAUAGGAGUGCUUACCCAAUAUUGCCAAAUCCAGGACCUCCUCUCAGUGCUUCAUUCUACAAACUACAAUGGUCACACAUGCCUCCAUUUGGCUUCCAUCCAUGGCUACUUAGCAGUAGUGGAACAUUUGGUAUCCUUGGGAGCUGAUGUCAAUGCUCAGGAGCCCUGUAAUGGCCGAACUGCCCUCCAUCUUGCUGUAGACUUGCAGAAUCCUGAACUGGUAUCACUCCUUUUGAGGUGUGGGGCUGAUGUCAACAAAGUAACUUACCAGGGUUACUCUCCAUAUCAACUCACUUGGGGCAGAGAAAAUACUACAAUUCAAAAGCUUUUGGGGCAGCUGACCAUGGAAAACUUGCAAAUGCUUCCAGAGAGUGAAGAUGAAGAGAGCUAUGAUACAGAGUUGGAAUUCACAGAGGAUGAAUUGCUCUAUGAUGACUGUGUGAUUGGAGGCCAACGACUAGCAUUAUGAACGAACAUGAAAGAGCAUGAAGCUCUACUCUGUAUAAUUUGUACAAAAAGAUAUUUUAUUUUUCUAAAAAAAAAUUAAAACACAAAAAAAAUGCACAAAUAACAAUAUAAGUUGUCCUGAAACACAUUAUUAUAAAAUAUCUUAUAUCUCUUCUUGUUGUGAAUUCUUGGCAUGGUACAAGAAAGAUUGGAAAUUCACAGAAAAUUUCUUAAGAGGCACACGAGGUUUUUGAAGAAAUUUUCAAUAUUUGGUUUGCUGAAAAGAAUUGCAUGUUUGUUACCAAAUAUUUUGCUGACUUUCUAACCAUGGAUUCUAAUGGCUUACCAUUGCUGCUUUCUGUGAUCAUUAAUAGUAAGAAGAACUGAAAGAAAAAUUUUGAACAUUGUUAAAGAAUUGGCUUCUGAUCCUAUCACCUUGUCAGUGAUGAUUACAGUCUCUUGUAAAUUGUGUAUAUUAUGUGUAUUUUGUUGGUAAUGUUUUGGUAUUUUUAAAAUGUAUAUUUAUUAAACAGAUUUUCUAUGCCAGGAUCAUCUUAGUUUGUUGGUGUUUUCUCUAUUCUCUAUUUUAUAAAUGAUAGAGUAUUCACAUCAUACUGAGAUUAAUACUAGAGUCAAGAGAGAGCACAUUUAUUCCAGGGUAGGGAAGAAUAAGUUAAUUGCAAUCAUCAGGAUUACCCUAGUUCCAUUUGUUGCUUCUGAGAAAUACUAGACACCAACAAUCUCCUUUUGGCAAAGGAUCAUGGACGAUAUAAACAGGGAUCAGUAUGAGAAUGACAAGCAAUGGCCUAUACUUUUUCUAGUUAAAGGAAACUUUAUGGGGUUUGAUGGGGUUUUUUUUCUUUCUUUUCCAUCUUUACUAUGCAAAAAUCACUAUACCCACCUACUGCAGUGUAAUGGAAAAAACAGGCUUUUGUAUCUAAGGAACCUAGCUUUCAAUCCCAGCUCUACUACUUUAGUGUACAACUUUGGCCAAAUCACUUAAACUCUGAGCUUCAGAUUACUCAUCUGUAAAAUGUGAAGGUUGAUGGAAAGGAUUUCUAGGGUUUAAGUUUAGAUUUAAAAGAUUUUUAAAUCUAUAGAAUUGUUGUACUUUCCUUGUAAUAAGGAAGAACAAUUAAGUGAAAUAAACCAGAUACAUUGAGUACAUCUUGAUAGCCUUAUUCCACACCUAGUGUUUAUUACUCCACUCUAUCCCUAGGUUUGAUCCAUUUCCACAGAGAAAACUUUAAGAAUGAUAGUAGUUCAUAUCCACAUGUGGAAAAUCUUCAAAAGUCAUUGGAGGGAUUUUAAUUUGGUAAAUUAUGCAAAGAAAAAAAAUCCAACUAAAACCUUAAUAGAGGAAAUUAGAAAGGAAAAGAUUUUGUACCUAUACUGCUGGCAUGUAGUAGAUAUUUAAAUGCCUGUUAACUGAGCAAAUGUAGGCAGAGAAUUCAGUCUGCAAGAAUUAGUGUUAACUUUUCAGAGUAUCUAUUCACCUGUAGAGAUAAUAUUCUCAGGAUCCCCAUAAGAUUACAAGGUUAAUCAUAGAUGAAUGUGUAGAGAACUAUGAAUAAAAUUUAUAUAUAUAUAUGUGUGUGUAUAUAUACAUGCUUGUGUGUGUACAUAUACAUAAACCCAAAUAGUGUAGGAGUAAACAGCUUAUGACAUAGUGUUAAGGAACACCUAAACUUAAAGACCUGCAUCUUACACAGACAAACUCCAUGAUCCUGGGCAAAUCAGAACUUCUUGAUGCCUCCAGUUAGCAGAAGAUUAAAAAAAUUCUUUGCUGGGACCUCCACUUAUUAAAUCACAUUAAAAAAAAAAAAAAAGAUUUCAAUUACUUAUAAUAAAUAUAAGAAGGAAUAGGAAGUGAUAAUAGAAAUGUGGAAAUAGAUCACAACUGGAAAUGAUUUUUCCAUCAAGUUUCAGCCAGUUCCAAGUAAGAUAGAAAUCUAUAAAUACUGAUUUCCUGGACUGUCCAUUGGCAAGUUUUCAGAGGUAAUAUUGCAUAUUAAUUUUGGGACUAUCUACAUUCAUCUAUUUUGUUUGUAAAAAAAGAAGUGGAAACACUUUGUGAGAUUACUUUUAAAACCUUGAAGUGCUAUCUCCAAAGGGGAAGAAAUUUUGGCAAAGAGGAAUUCAUAGAAUACUAAAAAUUGCAAGGGAACUUAGAAAUUUGAUAGUAUACAUAAUUUAACUCGGUAGUCUUGUACAUAGUAAGUAGUUAAUAAAUGCCUAAUGAAUUGAGUCUAUUGUAAUCCCUGUCUUUUACGGGGAAGAAAGGAGCCAGAGAGAUCAAAAGAUUGUCCUAAAAGGGCAAAUAGUGAUACAGAUUUUAUAUAUGCUAUUUUUUUGCAAAUCUUUGAAUGUGAUUAUUUGUAUAUGUGGGGAUGGAAAUGGGGAGGAAAGGAUUGAAUGGAACUAUGGAUUUUUUUUUUGUAUUUUUUUAUUCUGAUGUUCACCUCCAACUGAAAUGAGCACUUCCAUAACAUAGUAAAACAAAAAAAGAGGAUGAUACAUGACUGUCAAUCUAUUACAUUUCUUUAUGAGAAUAUAAUAAAUUCAAUGUGUAACUUUUAAAAGCUAUCCUGUAUAUCUGUGAUGCCUUCUGUCCUUUAAGGAUUUUUAAAAGAAAAUCUGUUUAAUCAUA